UGCAAAGCCUUGUGGGAAGGAUACCAACGUCCUUGUCUGACCAAGUGCGCACGGGAAGGCAAGGCUAGGGUCUCUGUCAAGUCAUUUGUACUUGAACAAAACAAAAAAAUUCCGACAUGAUGGCAGCAAGAUUUCUCCGUCGUUCUCUCCCGUUGCUGAAGCAAAGUCGUUGCUACGCCGAGGCUGCCUCCGGUGCGCAGCAGAUGUCCUUCACUUUUGCCUCUCCCACACAGGUGUUUUUCAAGGAGGCCAACGUGAAGCAGGUCGACGUGCCCACACUUACCGGUAUGUUUGGUAUACUCGCCUCCCACGUGCCGACCUUGCAGGUGCUUCGGCCUGGCGUUGUUACAGUCCUCAAUGACGAUGGCUCGGCUGUUAAAUACUUUGUGAGCAGUGGAUCGGUAACAGUCAACGCUGAUUCUUCAGUGCAGCUGCUAGCUGAGGAGGCUGUACCGCUAGACCAGCUGGACAUUGCUGCUGCCAAGGCAAACCUGGAGAAGGCCCAGGCGGAGCUGGUUGGUGUGUCCGAUGAAGCAGCGAGGGCAGAAGUUCUGAUCAACAUAGACGCCAAUGAGGCAAUUGUCAAGGCGUUGGAGUAAUUCUUCGGUACAGUCCACCAGUUAAUCUCUGUCGGAUACUAUUUAGUGGCCACUGAUUGUGCAAAGGAGUCAUUUGACGGCUAAUCACUUAUCACUUGGAUUGUUUGUUUGUGGCAACUGGUAAGAGAUUUUUUUCCCUUGCACUUUCAGGUCAUCUGAUUGCUUAUGUUAGUGGAAAUCUCUUUCCGGCAUCUCCAGCUGUCACACCAGUGUCCAGUGGAUUACAUGUUUCCUUUGUACAGUGGAAGAAAUCGCAAAAAUAAAUUUAUUUGGAAUUACUAGUGA
Doryrhamphus excisus (bluestripe pipefish) is the source of this 884-nucleotide messenger RNA. Lineage: Eukaryota; Metazoa; Chordata; Actinopteri; Syngnathiformes; Syngnathidae. The record is from RefSeq and is a predicted model, not a curated record.